Messenger RNA from Fraxinus pennsylvanica, 2568 nucleotides. NCBI's taxonomy places the organism in Eukaryota, Viridiplantae, Streptophyta, Magnoliopsida, Lamiales, Oleaceae. The record is from the annotation of a GenBank genome assembly.
AUGCCCGUCUCAAAGACCAAAAACCUAGCCACUGUCAUCCGCUCCUUGUCUAGAUUCUACUCCAUUCGUUCCGAAAUCAAAGCCGAAGGAUCAGGAGCAGGAGCUUCCGCCGCCGCCGCCAAGAAUAAGAAGAAGAAGAAGAAGAAGCCUUCCUCCUCCAGUACUACUGAAAACACCGCCUUAAAACAGUACCUCUCCGCCGCCAAUUCCUCUCUCUAUGAUGUCGUCCACGAAAGCGUGAAGCUGGGCUCCAUACCUGGUGAUGAUGAAUCAGGAAAACAGUUAUCGAGUGAAGUGUCGGCUUCAUUACAUGAUAAACUGGAUCUGGAUUGGGAUGAUGAAUCUGAGGAUGUACAACCUUCGGGAAAGGUUUUGAACUUGCCAUGGCUAUCAAGGAUGUCAAAUAAUGAUAUUUCGUUGCAGAGGAAAAACGUAUCACGGGAGAGGAAGCAGAAGUGGGUAUAUAAGAAUACACAAACCAGUCGCUUUGAUCGGCUGGUCAAAAUGUGUGCCGUGAAGCUGGGUACAGAUGUUACCCUCGAGGUAUUUGGCAGAUUGGGACGAGAAACUGGCCUGAAAGAGUAUAAUGCAUUAAUUGGGCAUUGCAUACAACAGGCAAGGGAUGCCAAUGAUGAAGAUGUUUCAUUAGAGAAGAUUUAUAAGGGAUACCAACUUUUUAAAACAAUGAAGGAACUGGGGUUCAAAAUUGAAGAAGCAACAUAUGGCCAAUUCUUGAUGUAUUUGAUUGAUUUUGGUAUGGUACAGGAAUUAUUUUUCUUUCGCGACCUCAUUAAAGAUGAAAAUCCAGAUUCGCUUCCGAGAUUAGCUUAUUAUGAAAUGCGGCUAUGGAUUGGUGUUAACAAUGAAGCAAAAAUACGAGAACUUAUCCGUUCUGUCAUGGAUGAUAAUGCAGAAGAUAAAUAUUCCUUCCGAGAAAAUUUAUUGUUGGCGUUGUGUGAAAGUGACCGCAAAGAAGAUAUUUUGAUGCUAUUGGAAGCUUUUGACAUAACAAAACUCACAUCAGUCGAAUGUAAAGUGAGUAUCUUCAAGUCAUUAGGGAAGAUUUCGUUGGAGUCUAUUGUGGUUGAUUUCAUGCGGACACUGAAAAGCAGUGAUAUCGGGCCUGAAAACAUCUCAAAAUUCAUCUGCGAAUAUGCAAUCAGCAUACCAAAUUUAGAGGUUGAAGAUAUCAUUGAUAAGUUCAAAUCUUUACAUGCUAAGUUGGACGUGUUGCCUACUUCUGCACAAUAUGAGAGGCUCAUUGGAUAUUCCUGUGAACUCCAUAAGGUACACCAGGCACUCAAUAUGGUUGACGAGAUGUUCGAAGCUGGUUUGACUUUAUCAUUGGAUGCAUUUCAUUCCAUCUUAGAAGCCUGUGAGCAGAGCUGUGACUAUAAUCUGGUUCAUCAAAUCAAGACAAUGAUAUAUCGCCAUGAUUUGAAGCCAAACAAGGAGACAUGCAGGUUGAUGAUUAUUCUGUUUGUGAGGAUGAAAGACUUUCAAGGAGCGUAUGAAGUGAUGAAUGACCUGGAAAAGAUGAAUUUGACGCCAACAGUUAACAUGUACAACGUUAUAAUGGCUGGAUAUCUUCGUGAGAAGAACACUUGCAGUGGACGACAUGUUCUCAAACAAAUGGAAGAGGCAGAUGUAAAACCAGACUCUGCAACUUUCAGCUAUCUUAUAAGCACCAGUAACUCCGAGGAUGAUAUAAUCAAGUUUCAAAAUGAAAUGGGCAAAUCUGGAGUUCAACCCACGAAGUUUGUUUUUAUGGCCCUUAUAAAUGCCUAUGCAGCCUGUGGACAGUUUGAAAAGGCUAAACAGGUUCUGUUAGAUGAGAGAAUACCAGUGAAGAGCUUAAAUGAAAUCAAGAGUACGCUUGUCUCGGCCCUUGCUUCACAUGGGCAAUUAUCUGAUGCCUUUGAAAUGUAUGAAGGAAUCAAAGAAGCCGGAUCCAACCUGCAGCCGAAAGCAAUCGGAUGUCUUGUUGAACAUCUUAAAUCCAAAGGAGAGUUGGAUAGGCUGCUCCAGCUACUUGAGGAAUUAAAUGAUUCACCUUACUUGGUUGGUACCUGCUUCAAGGUCAUUUCAUACUGUGUUCAACACGAGCAUUUAAGAUCUAUUGUCGAUUUGCUCAAGCAACUCAAGAAUAGUUUUGACAAUGCUGAACUUGCCACAGAAGCUCUGUUUGAUGAGGUAUUUAGCUUAAUUGCGGAGAAAGAGGCAACCGAUAUGCAAUUUGGUCUGAGUUUGCUAAAAGCUAUCAAGACAGAACUUGGUGUUUGCCCUUCAAGAAAAAGUCUGGAUUUUCUCCUCGCUGCCUGUGUCAAUGCCAAGGAUACCAAGACUUCCUUUCUGAUCUGGAACGAAUACGAGAAAGCAGGUCUUCCUUACAAUAUUUUGAGUUACCUCAGGAGUGUGACAGAUCUCUCUCAGGACGUGGGAUGCACAAUAUUUGGGUCAGAAUCUCACUCUGAAUAUGAGAAAUUCUUACGCAAGUAUCCCUCAUCUGGAAUGUUAAAUCGGCAAUGGGUUUUUUCCACAGUAGAUCCAAGUUGGGGCUGGGAUUAG